AUGUCUGAACCCCUCGAGACCGCCGAGGAUUUACUCAGCAUCAUCCCAACUGAAACGUCGGUCUCAGAUAAAAAAUCACCUCGAAUGUUGAUUUACUCAGGAACUAGAGAUCGCACAUUGGAGGUGAUGAGAGCGGUUUGCAAAGCCAGAGGUAAUCCUGAUGAUAUCAAGAAAUCAGUGCUUGUAUAUAUCCGACGAUAUCGUUCUUCAACUGAUAAAGAAGAUAAAGCAGAACGAGCAAGAGAGUUUGGCAUUGUGAUUAUAGUGGCUUCCAUGGAUCCUUCGAUACCUGACUUGAUUGGUGGACGAGCUGGACGCAAUAUUGAUUGCCGCCUAGUUAUUCACUUUGUUCAACCCAACAUGCCAAACAGUCCCAACACCGCCAGUGAAGUUGUGGUGUCGAGCACAAUGAAUGAUGAAGAACGCAUGCCUGCAUUUCGUCUCACAGCAUGUUGCCUCAGAGCGGUUUACUAUAUGGAUAUUGAUAUUGCGCGAGUCCUUGAUAGCAAUCAUCGACAGCGAGCGCUAAAGAAGACCGAUUUCGAUCUUUACAGACAUCGAUAUAUCCCAAUGUCAUUGACUGGCCCCGGCUAUCUAGAAGAGAUGGAACGUCAACGUACUGCAGGGAUGACUGUGUGCCGAUGCUCAAACUGUGAUCAUCAAAGAGCAGCUCGAGUGCAUCCUCUUGCCCAAGACGAAAGCAGCUGA
This is a messenger RNA of Melampsora larici-populina 98AG31, 708 nucleotides long. RefSeq lists its product as uncharacterized. NCBI's taxonomy places the organism in Eukaryota, Fungi, Basidiomycota, Pucciniomycetes, Pucciniales, Melampsoraceae. The coding region runs from base 1 to 708 and encodes 235 amino acids. The transcript has 2 exons. The record is from RefSeq and is a predicted model, not a curated record.